UCGGUUGAAUUGUCGGACCGAACGAACCGAUUCGCGGAACUGAUUCAGAUUGUUGUCGGUAGUCAGUCAGAAGUUUUUCGGAGUGUUUGUACGGUGAUCCGCCGAGCUCAGCGAUCUCCAUAAAGCGUGUGUGUCUGUGAUCUCAGACAGGUUUGAACACGAUAAGAGCUCAGAUCGCUGACAUUCCUUCUGUCUGUGGAGUUUAGCAGCAGGAUGACGAGGAUCGGGUCAGAGUUUCUUCGCGAGCGUCCGUGAGCACAGCACCAAUCAUGGCUGGCAGGGUCAGUUUUGACUCUGAUCUGGUCACUGAUUUCGAGAGUCCAGCAGAUGAGGAUGGGGUUCAUGAUUCAUUCAGUCAGCUGAUCCAGGAACAGUGUCACGACCUUCAUGAUGUCAUAGAGAUGACCCCGUUUGACCUGGAGGAGGAGAGCAGAGAUGACGUCGUGUGUCUGGAGGCUCCGGUGUACCAGCGGUCUGACAGCGAUGCGCCGCAGCAGACGGAUCAUCUGAUUGGAGAACGCUGGUCAUCUGACACGCUCCGAGUCCUCUCCUCCAUGCCCAGCCGCACCAUCGGUCGCAGUCGUGGCGCGAUCAUCUCUCAGUACUGCAACCGCACCAUGCAGCUGCGCAGACGCAGACAGAGCAGACCCUCCAUCCAGCACUUCCCUCGAUCCGCGCGGCCCAGCAUCCGCGGAUACCGCAUGGAAACGGAUGCAGCCGGUUUUGAGGAAGAAGAGAAUAAGAGGGAGCGUUUGGUCAAUAAUCUGCAGAAUCUGUCAGCCAAUGAUCGCGUGCGUAUGCUGAGAGCGAUGCCGCUGUGUCUCGCAGAGAAGAAAGAGCUCAGGAUGUUGGUGUUGAAUAAAGCCGAACACUCUGUGUCUCAGAAUCAGAUUCCCUGCUGCAGUCAGUUCAAGUAUUACAUCAUCAUUGCGCUGAGGCACGGCUGGUACGGCUGGCUGUCAUUCCUGUCCUCACUGCAGUUGUGGCAAACGGCUCUGAAGUGUGUUGGCGGCCGCUUCGGGACAGGCGUCCUCUCGUAUUUCGUCUUCCUCAGAACGCUCCUCUUCUUCAAUGUCUUCCUGUUCCUGGUCACGGGUUUGUUGCUGGUGGUUCCUCAGGCCAUCGCUCAUCCGGACCAGGACCAGAACGUCACUGUCAGGAGCACAUGGGGCCUGGAGGUGCUCACGGGCGCCGGUUAUUUCUCGCACUCUCUGCUGUAUUAUGGAUACUAUAGUAACAAAAUGCUACAGACGGGCCGCAGCUGCUCUGCAUCCAGGAAUGGGACGUCCUGUAGUUCUGGACUGUCCUAUAACAUGCCUCUCGUUUACUUCUUCACCAUCGGCGCCGCCUUCUUCAUCACCUGCAUCAUCCUCGUCUACAGCAUGUCGAAGUCGUUCGGUCAGAGUUUCCGCAUCGAUAAAUCUAAAGGCCUGUUGGCCAUAAAGGUCUUCAGCUCAUGGGACUUUAAAGUCAUCAAGAAAAGCUCAGUGAGACUGCAGCGGGCAAACAUCGGCACACAGCUGAAGGAGCUGGUGGCGGAAGUGAACCGUCAGGAGCUGAAGUUCCCCGUUCUCCAGCGGCUCUUCCGGCUCUUCAUCCACAUGCUGGCGUGGAUCAUGUGUUUGGGAAGCACGUUAGCGUGUGUGCUAGCUGUGUAUUACUUCUCUGAAUACAUGCACGGGGAUCUGCAUCACCGCGCUCACUCCGGCUCGUCUGAUCCGCUGCUGACGGAAGCCAGUCUGCUGGCCGUUCCUGUGGUUGUAUCCAGCUUUAACCUGCUCCUGCCCGGAUUCUUCAACGCCGUGGCCUGGAUGGAGGAGUACGAUUCUCCCAGUGUGCUCAAUUACGUCUCCAUCAGCAGGAACCUGCUGCUGAAGGUGAGUGUGUUGGGAGUGCUGUGCUAUUAUUGGCUGGGCCGCGUGGCAUCGGAUCCUCUCAGUCUGAGUUUAGAGUGCUGGGAGAGUUUCGUCGGGCAAGAGCUGUACCGUUUCCUCCUGAUGGACUUCAUCUUCAUGCUGCUGGAUACCUUCUUUGGAGAGUUUCUGUGGAGGGUGUUUUCUCAGAAGGCUCUGAAGAGGAAGAGGAAGCCCGUGUUUGACAUCGCCAGGAACGUUCUGGAGCUCAUCUAUGGACAGACUCUGGCCUGGCUGGGGGUUUUAUUCUCUCCUCUGCUGCCGGCGGUUCAGAUCAUUAAACUGCUCUUUCUCUUCUACAUGAAGAAGGUCAGUCUGAAGAUGAACUGUCAGGUGUCGGGGAAGCCGUGGCGCGCCUGUCAGAUGACCACCAUCUUCAUCACGCUGCUGUGUUUCCCAGCAUUCCUGGGCGCCGCCGUGUGUGUGACGUACACCAUGUGGACGUGAGUGUCGAGGAUCUCAAACACACAUCUG
This is a messenger RNA of Sinocyclocheilus rhinocerous, 2387 nucleotides long. It is a transcript of the gene tmc6b, whose product is annotated as transmembrane channel-like 6b. The record is from RefSeq and is a predicted model, not a curated record. Gene Ontology annotation, molecular function: mechanosensitive monoatomic ion channel activity. NCBI's taxonomy places the organism in Eukaryota, Metazoa, Chordata, Actinopteri, Cypriniformes, Cyprinidae. Gene Ontology annotation, cellular component: plasma membrane. The coding region runs from base 270 to 2360 and encodes 696 amino acids. The transcript is spliced from 17 exons.